GCUGCCGGGACGGGCCCAAGAUGGCUUUGCUCUUCUGUUCCGCUUCUUCCUGCAGCGCAGUACCUCAUUCAUUGCCCCGGUGUUGAGCGGCGCCGCGUAGCACAAAUAGGCUCGGGGUCUGCCCCGUGGGGCAGGAGGCCGCCAUGGCAACCCUGGAAAAGCUUAUGAAGGCCUUUGAAUCUCUCAAGUCGUUUCAGCAGCAGCAGCAACAGCAACAGCAGCAGCAGCAGCCACCACCGCCGCCUCCGCCCUCUCAGCCGCCGCCUCAGGCGCAGCCGCCGCCUCCGCAGGCACAGCCCCCGCCGCCCCCGCCGCCUCCGCCGCCGCCGCCGCCGCCGCCGGGCCCAGCCGCGGCCGAGGAGCCGCUGCACCGACCAAAGAAGGAACUCUCAGCCACCAAGAAAGACCGAGUGAAUCACUGUUUGACUAUAUGUGAAAACAUUGUAGCACAAUCUCUCAGAAAUUCUCCAGAAUUCCAGAAACUCCUGGGCAUCGCCAUGGAACUUUUUCUGCUGUGCAGUGAUGAUGCGGAGUCAGAUGUCAGGAUGGUGGCUGAUGAAUGCCUCAACAAAGUUAUCAAAGCUUUGAUGGAUUCUAAUCUUCCAAGGCUACAGUUAGAACUCUAUAAGGAAAUUAAAAAGAAUGGUGCUCCUCGAAGUUUGCGUGCUGCCCUAUGGAGGUUUGCUGAGCUGGCUCACCUGGUUCGACCUCAAAAAUGCAGGCCUUACUUGGUGAAUCUUUUACCAUGUCUGACUCGAACAAGCAAGAGACCUGAGGAAUCAGUCCAAGAGACCUUGGCUGCAGCUGUUCCCAAAAUUAUGGCUUCUUUUGGAAAUUUUGCAAAUGACAAUGAAAUUAAGGUUUUGUUGAAGGCUUUCAUAGCAAAUCUCAAGUCAAGUUCUCCUACGGUGCGCCGGACAGCAGCUGGCUCAGCAGUGAGCAUCUGCCAGCGUUCCAGGAGGACACAGUACUUCUACAGCUGGCUCCUAAACGUGCUCCUAGGUCUUCUGGUUCCUGUGGAGGAAGAACACCCCACUGUCCUGAUUCUUGGUGUGCUGCUCACUUUGAGGUAUCUGGUGCCUUUGCUGCAGCAGCAGGUCAAGGAUACGAGCUUAAAGGGCAGCUUUGGGGUGACACGGAAAGAAAUGGAAGUCUCUCCUUCUACAGAGCAACUUGUCCAGGUUUACGAACUUACUUUGCAUCACACGCAGCAUCAAGACCACAAUGUGGUGACAGGGGCACUGGAGCUCUUGCAGCAGCUCUUCCGCACACCUCCACCUGAACUGCUGCAAGCAUUGACUACACCAGGUGGCCUCCGGCAGCUCUCUGUGGUUCAAGAGGAGGCCCUGGGCAGAGGCCGCAGUGGGAGCAUUGUGGAACUUCUAGCUGGAGGGGGUUCCUCAUGCAGCCCUGUCCUUUCAAGGAAACAAAAAGGCAAAGUGCUCUUAGGAGAAGAAGCAGCCUUGGAUGAUGACUCAGAGUCAAGGUCAGAGGUCAGCAGCUCAGCCUUUGCAGCUUCUGUGAAGGGUGAGAUUGGAGGAGAGCUGGUUGCUGUUUCAGGCGUCUCCACUCCUGGAUCUGUGGGUCAUGACAUCAUCACUGAGCAGCCACGGUCCCAGCACACACUGCAAGCAGACUCUGUGGAUCUGUCAGGCUGUGACUUGACCAGUGCUGCCACUGAUGGAGAUGAGGAGGAUAUCUUAAGCCACAGUUCGAGCCAGAUCAGUGCUGUCCCAUCUGAUCCUGCCAUGGACCUGAACGAUGGGACCCAGGCCUCCUCACCCAUUAGUGAUAGUUCUCAGACCACCACUGAAGGGCCUGAUUCAGCUGUGACUCCUUCUGACAGCUCUGAAAUUGUCCCAGGUAGCCAGAUGCCCAGUGAUGCAAGUGCACAACGUCACACUGAGCACAAGGGGGGCCGUGCAUCUGGAGUUUGCAGCAGGUUUAAGGUAUUAGAUGGUGCUGACAGCCAGUAUUCGAACAUGCAGAUUGAACAGCCCCAGGAUGAAGAUGAGGUUGUAGGUGUUCUUCCCAGGGAAGCCUCGAAUGCUUUCAGAAAGUCGUCUCUGGCCCUUCAACAGGUACAUUUGUUGGAAAGAAUGGGUCAUAACAGGCAGGCUUCCAACAGCAGUAUAGAUAAGAUUGUAUCAAGGGAUGAAACAGCUGAACCAGGUGAUCCAGAAAACAAGCCUUGCCGAAUCAAAGGCGACAUAGGACAAAUGACUGAUGAUGAUUCUGCUCCUCUAGUCCAUUGUGUCCGCCUUUUAUCUGCUUCAUUUUUGCUAACUGGGGAGAAAAAAGCUCUGGUUCCAGACAGGGAUGUGAGGGUCAGUGUGAAAGCCCUUGCCCUCAGCUGUGUUGGAGCAGCUGUGUCUCUUCAUCCAGAAUCUUUCUUCAGCAAGCUGUAUAAAGUACCACUUGACAGCACGGAAUAUCCUGAGGAGCAGUAUGUCUCAGACAUCUUGAACUACAUCGAUCAUGGGGACCCACAGGUCAGAGGAGCCACUGCCAUUCUUUGUGGGACUCUUAUCUAUUCCAUCCUCAGUAGGUCCCGACUCCGUGUGGGGGACUGGCUAGGCACCAUCAGAACCCAGACAGGAAAUACAUUUUCUCUGGUGGACUGCAUUCCUCUGCUACAGAAAACUUUGAAGGAUGAAUCUUCUGUCACUUGCAAGUUAGCUUGUACAGCUGUGAGGCACUGUGUCCUGAGUCUCUGCAGCAGCAGCUACAGUGAUUUAGGAUUGCAGCUGCUCAUUGACGUGCUGCCUUUGAAGAAUAGUUCCUACUGGCUGGUGAGGACAGAGCUGCUGGAAACUCUAGCAGAGAUUGACUUUAGGCUGGUGAGCUUUUUGGAGGCCAAAGCAGAAAGUUUACACCGAGGGGCUCAUCAUUAUACAGGGCUUUUAAAACUGCAAGAACGAGUGCUCAAUGAUGUGGUUAUCCAUUUGCUUGGGGAUGAGGACCCUAGGGUGCGACAUGUUGCUGCCGCAUCAUUAAUAAGACUUGUUCCAAAGCUGUUUUAUAAAUGUGACCAAGGACAGGCUGAUCCAGUAGUAGCUGUGGCAAGAGACCAAAGCAGUGUUUACCUGAAACUCCUCAUGCAUGAGACACAGCCUCCAUCACACUUCUCUGUCAGCACCAUAACCAGAAUCUACAGAGGAUAUAGCUUACUGCCGAGCAUAACUGAUGUCACUGUGGAAAAUAACCUCUCAAGAGUAAUUGCUGCAGUUUCUCAUGAACUGAUGACAUCAACCACAAGGGCACUCACAUUUGGAUGCUGUGAAGCAUUGUGUCUUCUUUCAGCAGCCUUUCCAGUUUGCACUUGGAGUUUAGGUUGGCAUUGUGGAGUGCCCCCAUUGAAUGCCGCAGAUGAGUCUAGGAAGAGCUGCACUGUUGGGAUGGCUACCAUGAUUCUCACCCUGCUCUCAUCAGCUUGGUUCCCACUGGAUCUCUCAGCCCAUCAGGAUGCCUUGAUUUUGGUUGGAAAUUUGCUUGCAGCCAGUGCCCCCAAGUCUCUGAGAAGUUCCUGCACCUCUGAAGAAGAAGCCAACCCAGUAGCCACCAGACAGGAGGAGGUUUGGCCUGCUCUGGGGGACCGGAUGCUGGUGCCCAUGGUGGAGCAGCUUUUCUCCCACCUGCUGAAAGUGAUCAAUAUUUGUGCUCAUGUCUUGGAUGAUGUGACUCCUGGUCCUGCAAUCAAGGCUGCCUUGCCUUCUUUAACAAACCCCCCUUCUCUAAGUCCCAUCCGACGAAAAGGGAAGGAGAAGGAACCAGGAGAACAAGUAUCUGCACCAAUGAGUCCCAAGAAAGGCAGUGAGGCCAGUGCAGCCUCUCGACAAUCGGAUACGUCAGGGCCUGUCACAUCAAGUAAAUCCUCCUCAUUAGGGAGUUUCUACCAUCUACCUUCCUACCUCAAAUUACAUGAUGUCCUGAAAGCUACUCAUGCCAACUAUAAGGUCACCUUGGAUCUUCAGAACAGCACUGAAAAGUUUGGGGGGUUCCUGCGCUCUGCCUUGGACGUUCUUUCUCAGAUUCUAGAGUUGGCAACACUGCAGGACAUUGGGAAGUGUGUUGAGGAGAUCCUUGGAUACCUGAAAUCCUGCUUUAGUAGAGAACCAAUGAUGGCGACUGUUUGUGUUCAACAGCUAUUGAAGACUCUCUUUGGGACGAACUUGGCCUCCCAGUUUGAUGGCUUAUCUUCCAACCCUAGCAAGUCCCAGGGCCAAGCACAGCGCCUUGGCUCAUCCAGUAUGAGGCCAGGCUUGUAUCAUUACUGCUUCAUGGCUCCAUACACCCACUUCACACAGGCCUUAGCUGAUGCCAGCCUGAGGAACCUGGUGCAGGCGGAACAGGAGCAUGAUACCUCAGGGUGGUUUGAUGUACUACAGAAAGCAUCUACUCAGUUGAAGACGAACCUCACAAGCGCUACAAAGAACCGUGCAGAUAAGAAUGCUAUUCACAAUCACAUUCGAUUAUUUGAGCCGCUUGUUAUUAAAGCUUUAAAGCAAUAUACCACAACAACAUCUGUACAGUUGCAGAAGCAGGUUUUGGAUUUGCUGGCACUGCUAGUUCAGCUGCGAGUCAAUUACUGUUUGCUGGAUUCAGAUCAGGUAUUCAUUGGAUUUGUAUUGAAACAGUUUGAAUAUAUCGAAGUAGGCCAGUUCAGGGAAUCAGAGGCAGUUAUUCCAAACAUCUUUUUCUUCCUGGUAUUACUGUCUUAUGAGCGCUACCAUUCAAAACAGAUCAUUGGGAUUCCUAAGAUCAUCCAGCUGUGUGAUGGCAUCAUGGCCAGUGGGAGGAAGGCCGUAACACAUGCCAUUCCAGCACUGCAGCCCAUUGUCCAUGACCUCUUUGUGUUACGAGGAACAAAUAAAGCUGAUGCAGGGAAAGAGCUUGAAACUCAGAAGGAGGUGGUGGUGUCCAUGUUGUUAAGACUCAUUCAAUACCAUCAGGUGCUGGAGAUGUUCAUCCUUGUCCUGCAGCAGUGCCACAAGGAGAAUGAGGACAAAUGGAAACGGCUAUCUCGGCAGGUUGCGGAUAUCAUUCUGCCCAUGUUAGCCAAGCAGCAGAUGCAUAUUGACUCUCAUGAAGCUCUGGGAGUGCUAAAUACUUUAUUUGAGAUUUUGGCCCCUUCCUCCCUCCGUCCUGUGGACAUGCUUUUGCGGAGUAUGUUUAUCACUCCAAACACAAUGGCAUCUGUGAGCACUGUUCAGCUGUGGAUAUCUGGAAUCCUAGCUAUUCUGAGGGUGUUAAUUUCCCAGUCAACUGAAGAUAUUGUUCUUUCUCGUAUUCAGGAGCUCUCUUUCUCACCAUAUUUAAUUUCCUGUCCAGUCAUUAGCAGAUUAAGAGAUGGAGACAGUAAUUCAACACUUGGAGAAUGUAGUGAAGGAAAACAAGUGAAGAAUUUGCCAGAAGAUACAUUUUCUAGGUUUCUAUUACAGCUGGUUGGUAUUCUUUUAGAAGAUAUUGUUACAAAACAGCUAAAAGUGGAAUUAAAUGAACAACAGCAUACUUUCUACUGCCAAGAGCUGGGCACACUGCUCAUGUGUCUGAUCCACAUCUUCAAGUCUGGAAUGUUCCGAAGAAUCACGGCAGCUACCACUAGACUCUUCACCAGUGAUGGCUAUGAGGGCAGCUUCUACACUCUGGAGAGUCUGAAUGCACGGGUGCGCUCCAUGGUGCCCACGCACCCAGCCCUCGUGCUGCUCUGGUGUCAGAUCCUGCUGCUCAUCAAUUAUACUGACCACCGGUGGUGGGCUGAGGUGCAGCAGACACCCAAGAGACACAGUCUGUCCUGCACCAAGUCACUUAGCCCCCAGAUGCCUGGUGAGGAAGAGGAUUCUGACUCGGCAGCUCAACUUGGAAUGUGCAAUAGAGAAAUAGUGCGAAGAGGGGCCCUUAUUCUCUUCUGUGAUUAUGUUUGCCAGAACCUCCAUGAUUCGGAGCAUCUAACCUGGCUCAUUGUUAAUCACAUUCAAGAUCUGAUCAGCCUGUCCCACGAACCUCCAGUGCAGGACUUCAUUAGUGCUGUUCAUCGAAACUCUGCAGCUAGUGGCCUUUUUAUCCAAGCAAUUCAAUCUCGUUGUGAAAAUCUUUCAACUCCAACCACUCUGAGAAAAACACUUCAGUGUUUAGAAGGCAUCCAUCUCAGCCAGUCGGGCGCUGUGCUCACACUGUAUGUGGACAGGCUCCUGGGCACCCCCUUCCGUGCGCUGGCUCGUAUGGUCGACACCCUGGCCUGUCGCAGGGUAGAAAUGCUUUUGGCUGCAAAUUUACAGAGCAGCAUGGCCCAGUUGCCAGUGGAAGAACUGAACAGAAUCCAGGAACACCUCCAGAGCAGUGGGCUUGCACAGCGACACCAAAGGCUCUAUUCUCUGCUGGACAGAUUCCGACUCUCCACCAUGCAGGACUCACUUAGCCCCUUGCCCCCAGUUACUUCCCAUCCACUGGAUGGGAAUGGACACCUGUCACUGGAAACAGUGAGUCCAGACAAAGACUGGUACCUCCGCCUUGUCAGAUCCCAGUGUUGGACCAGGUCAGACUCUGGACUGCUGGAAGGUGCAGAGCUGGUGAAUCGUAUCCCUGCAGAAGACAUGAGUGACUUCAUGAUGAGCUCGGAGUUCAACUUAAGCCUGUUGGCUCCAUGCAUAAGCCUCGGAAUGAAUGAAAUUGCUACGGGUCAGAAGAGUCUCCUUUUUGAAGCAGCUCGUGGGGUGACCCUGGACCGUGUGACCAGCACUGUAGAGCAGCUUCCUGCUGCCCAUCAAGUCUUCCAGCCUUUCCUGCCCACGGAGCCCACGGCCUACUGGAGCAGGUUGAAUGACCUGUUUGGGGAUGCCACAUCAUAUCAGUCUCUGACCAUACUUACCCGGGCCCUGGCACAGUACCUGGUGGUGGUCUCCAAAGUACCUGCCCAUUUGCACCUUCCUCCUGAGAAGGAGAGAGACACAGUGAAGUUUGUGGUCAUGACCCUUGAGGCCUUGGCGUGGCAUUUGAUCCAUGAGCAAAUCCCACUGAGUCUGGACCUCCAGGCUGGGCUAGACUGCUGCUGCUUGGCUCUACAAGUACCUGGUCUCUUGGGGGUGCUCUCCUCCCCAGAGUAUGUGACCCACGCCUGUUCCCUCAUCCACUGUGUGCGAUUCAUCCUGGAAGCCAUUGCAGUGCAGCCUGGGGAUCAGCUUCUCAGUCCAGAAAGCAGGAUAAAUACUCUAAGGGUUUUCAGAGAAGAGGAAGUAGACUCAGACACACAAAAUCCCAGGUAUGUCACCUCAGCCUGCGAGAUGGUGGCAGAGAUGGUGGAGUCCCUGCAGUCAGUGCUGGCCUUGGGCCACAAGAGGAACAGCAGCAUGCCCUCAUUUCUCACAGCGGUGCUCAAGAACAUAGUUGUCAGCCUGGCCCGCCUCCCCCUAGUCAACAGCUAUGCACGUGUGCCCCCACUGGUCUGGAAACUUGGGUGGUCACCGAAGCCUGGAGGGGAUUUUGGCACAGUGUUCCCUGAGAUCCCAGUGGAGUUCCUGCAGGAGAAGGAGAUCUUUAAGGAGUUCAUCUACCGCAUCAACACCCUAGGGUGGACCAGUCGUACCCAGUUUGAAGAAACUUGGGCCACUCUCCUUGGUGUCCUGGUAACCCAGCCCCUUGUUUUGGAACAGGAAGAGAGCCCGCCAGAGGAAGACACAGAAAGGACCCAGAUUCACGUCCUGGCUGUACAGGCUAUCACCUCCCUGGUGCUCAGCGCAAUGACUGUACCUGUGGCCGGCAACCCAGCUGUCAGCUGCUUAGAGCAACAGCCGCGGAACAAGCCUCUGAAAGCUCUCGAUACCAGGUUUGGGAGAAAGUUGAGCAUGAUCAGAGGGAUUGUAGAGCAGGAGAUUCAAGAAAUGAUUUCCAAGAAAGAGAAUAUUGCCACUCAUCAUUCUUACCAGACAUGGGAUCCUGUUCCUUCUUUGUUGCCCGCUACUACAGGUGCCCUCAUCAGCCAUGACAAGCUGCUGCUACAGAUCAACCCAGAACGGGAGCUGGGCAACAUGAGCUACAAGCUGGGCCAGGUAUCUAUACACUCAGUGUGGCUGGGUAACAACAUUACACCCCUGAGAGAGGAAGAGUGGGAUGAAGAGGAGGAGGAGGAGGCAGAUGUUCCUGCACCAACGUCUCCACCUGUGUCUCCAGUCAACUCCAGGAAGCACCGUGCUGGAGUUGAUAUCCACUCGUGUUCGCAGUUUCUGCUUGAAUUAUACAGCCGUUGGAUCCUGCCAUCUAGUUCAGCCAGAAAGACCCCCGUCAUCCUAAUCAGUGAGGUGGUUCGAUCUCUUCUUGUGGUGUCAGAUUUGUUCACUGAACGCACCCAGUUUGAGAUGAUGUAUCUGACUCUGACAGAAUUGCGGAGGGUGCACCCUUCGGAAGACGAGAUCCUUAUUCAGUACCUAGUGCCUGCCACCUGUAAAGCAGCUGCUGUCCUUGGAAUGGACAAGACUGUGGCAGAGCCAGUUAGCCGCCUGUUAGAGAGCACACUCAGGAGCAGCCACCUGCCUAGCCAGAUUGGAGCCCUACAUGGUGUCCUGUAUGUGCUGGAGUGUGACCUCUUGGACGACACUGCAAAGCAGCUCAUCCCAGUUGUUAGUGAAUAUCUCCUGUCUAACCUCAAAGGAACAGCCCACUGUGUCAACAUUCACAGCCAGCAGCACGUGCUGGUAAUGUGUGCUACUGCAUUCUACCUAAUCGAGAACUAUCCUCUGGAUGUGGGGCCAGAAUUUUCAGCAUCCGUCAUACAGAUGUGUGGAGUGAUGCUAUCUGGAAGUGAGGAAUCCACUCCCUCCAUCAUUUACCACUGUGUCCUCCGAGGCCUGGAGCGCCUCCUUCUGUCUGAGCAGCUCUCUCGACUAGAUGCAGAAUCCUUGGUCAAGCUGAGUGUAGACAGAGUGAAUGUGCACAGCCCACACCGGGCCAUGGCAGCCUUGGGUCUGAUGCUCACUUGUAUGUACACAGGAAAGGAGAAAGCCAGUCCAGGCAGAACCUCUGAUCCCAGCCCUGCAGCACCUGACAGUGAGUCUGUGAUCGUUGCCAUGGAGCGGGUGUCUGUUCUCUUUGAUAGGAUCCGCAAGGGGUUUCCCUGUGAAGCCAGGGUAGUGGCAAGGAUCCUGCCUCAGUUCCUGGAUGACUUCUUCCCACCCCAGGAUGUCAUGAACAAAGUCAUUGGAGAGUUUCUGUCCAAUCAGCAGCCAUACCCACAGUUCAUGGCCACCGUAGUAUAUAAGGUGUUUCAGACUCUACACAGUGCUGGACAGUCAACCAUGGUUCGAGACUGGGUGAUGCUGUCCCUGUCAAAUUUCACACAGAGAACCCCAGUGGCAAUGGCCAUGUGGAGCCUCUCCUGCUUCUUUGUCAGUGCCUCCACCAGCCCAUGGGUUUCAGCAAUCCUUCCACAUGUCAUCAGCAGAAUGGGCAAGCUGGAACAGGUGGACGUGAACCUUUUCUGCCUGGUUGCCACAGACUUCUACAGACAUCAGAUAGAGGAGGAGUUCGACCGCAGGGCCUUCCAAUCUGUGUUUGAGGUGGUUGCGGCACCAGGAAGCCCAUACCACCGGCUGCUUACUUGUUUGCAAAAUGUCCACAAGGUUACCACCUGCUGAGUACCUGUGGCAAGAGAGGCCAAGAGGAGGCUGCUGGGGCUGGAGUGUGCGCCAAGCUCUGCCGGGGCUGCCUUGUUCACUGCAGGCUUCUGCUUGCAUCAUGUGGACAGCCGGCAGCUAUUGAGUGUUCUGCAGCAAGGGGCUAUGCAGGAAAUGUGCACUACAUUGGGGUUGCGCCUGAGUUCUGGGUCCUAGCCUCCCUGCAGCUGGUGGCAGGGCCAGUGCCUAGGUGUUUCUUUCUCCUAGUAUUCACCUGGCCAUGAUCACCAGGUGCAGCUGCUCUGUGAUGUCCUGCCUCUUGAAGGGUGGUCUGAAUCCUCCUAUCCCACUGGGCUGGAGAGCUCCCACCCACAUCUCCACAGCAGGGUUAUACCUGCCACACCAGUGUCUAGGCACAGAACGCUGUGGUGUUUAUGGGCUGAGGAUGGGAGUGCCAUAUGCCUGGCACCAUUCUCCCUUUCUCUGUUUUCUUCUCAGGACUUAAAAUUUAAUUAUAUCAGUAAAGAGAUUAAUUUUACGGUAACUCUUCCUAUGCCCGUGUAAAGUGUGUGACUUGCAAGGCCUGUGCUGCAUGUGACAGUCUAUGGAAAUGGACAGGACCUCUGGCUACCUUUCCCUCUCCCAUAGAUACUCAGUCUGGUCAAGCAGGUCCCUCCUUUUUUAUGCAUCACAUUUAGUCACAUUCUAGAAAGAUGUUAGUGUCUGGUUCCCAAAGCAAGAGUCCUUCUAGCUCUGAGGGCUGGGGAGAGCCGUUCUCCACUGUCAUGGGUGUGAGUGGCCAGUCCUCACUGUAGCACCCCUCCUCAGAAAUAACUCUCAAGCUCCCACCCAAUAGUCAGGGUUGUGGCCUUCCUGUUACACCUAGUGAAAUUUGCCCCCAAUGACCUUCUUAUCCCUGGUCCUGGCUGGCUCAGGCUUGAUCUCCCCAAGAGCUGGCCGCCAUCGUAGCUGCUGUCCCCUUAUCUUGUGCAUGGUGGAACCUAGAUUGGUGUGCCUUGCAGCCCCACAGGUGUCUCUGAGUUAUGGUUUGAGCUCUUGCUCAAGAACAAAACUUGGUGUCCUGGCAACUGUUAAAGAUGGACACUAGCAAAAGCUGAGCAAAAUGGCACACCUUUAAUCCCAGCACUUGGGAGGCAGAGGUAGGAUUGCCAUGAAUCUGAGGCCAGCCUUAGACUACAUAGUGAAUUCCAGGUCAGCCUGGGUUAGAGCGAGACUCUACCUCGAAAAAUGAAAAGAAAACAAACAAACAAAAAAAAUGGACACAAGCACUUCUAUCCAUUUCCAACUUGCCAACUGUUGGCCCAGGGGAAUGAAGACUUGUGCCCACAGAGAGCUCAGCAUCGAUGUGAGAUGCAGGAAGAAAAGGUUCAAUAUCAGUUAGCCUAUGGCCCAGAGAAAGCCCCACGUGUCUGUUAAAACUUCUACUUCUUCCCAAGGCCUGAGCCCUGGACCAGCUAGUUGCUUGUGUCCAGGAAUAGAGGAGCCAAGUCAUGUAAAUGGAAAUUAUGGCAGGCCACCUGGAUGGUGAGCUGUCCUUAAUUUCUCAGGUUGGUUUAGGAGUUCAGCUUGUUGAGCUGUGUGGCAGGGCAGGUACCUCCAGAGACAGGCCUGGCUAGUGUGAGUGUUGUGCUGGGCAACUAGCUCAUGACUGUUGGUGUUUCUCAGGUGUGGACCAGGGAAAGGCGGGGUGGUAGAGGUCAUUUGGAGCUAUUUUCUAGUCUGUGCAGGAGAAAAGGGCUUUGGGUCCAUUAGGCUAAUAACACCUUAGUGCAAGUGGUGCUGCCUUGAGACCCUCGAACUGCUUUCUGUCCUCCUGUUGCAACAGUUAAUGGGGUAGCUGGGAUGCAAGGUGCCCUGCCAUCCAUAUGUGUUGGUGAGCCCAAAGAGAGACCCUUUGCAGAGCAGCCCCAGAACCCUACAUGAGACUUCUUUCAUUGGCCCUGGCAGAGUCCUCCCUAAGCCAGACCAGCCCAUCUUGAUGUCAUAGCAGCAGGACCAAUAGACAUGGAUCCAGUUUUUGAAGAGGGCCUUAAGGGAAGUUACUGAAUUUUAAUGAAAGUAAGAAAGUCAACACCUCUCCCUUUCUAGUUUAAGGUUCCCACUUCUUAUCCCACGUUCCUCAGGAGAGCUACUGGGAGAGCUUGUGAGCCAUGGAAAAGUUCUGCAAAGUGCUAUUGCCUGCCCCCAGGUGUUUGUCAACAUCUCCAAGGUGGGCAAAUUGCAGACCUAAUAUUUAAGUAACGCAGAGAACAUAAAAUUUAAAGCCAUUUCCUUUGGAAUUCAUAUAACUGAAGUCAGCAUUAUGAAGUCAGAUUAUGGCCUCCUGUUGUUCACACAGUGAUCUGAAACAGUUCUUAGCACAGGGCUGGAGCUCUGGUAAUCACUACAACCCAAAGACCUUCCUUUGUGUUCCAGAGGUACAGGUAGGAUUUUAAGUGAAGUUAUUCAGGCGCAUGUGUACUUGCAUUUGCAUGUGUACAUACCUGGAGUUCUAUUGUACACACAUACCCUUCAAGGCAUAUGCAAAGCCCAAAAAUGCCUCUAUAUCAGUACUUCCCGGAAGUUGACUUUCUUAGACCUAUCAUGUCCGGUAGGCUGUGGACAGGACCAAGACUCUAUCAAGCUCCUCAAAAAUCUGGAUUCCCAAAUUUUAUCAGAAGUUAUUUUGAUUGUAAAAGUGGGUUUUUUGUUUUUGUUUCUGUUUUGUUUUUAAUGAUUGUCAAGUUUUCGGGGAUGAGAGACAAGACGUUUUUGUUUUCCUGGUGGUACUAUCAGGAAAAAAUCUAAUGAAACCAGGGUAGAGUUAUUUGGCAAUGCACUUAAGCAUGUUUCUUCUCCAAAAUGUGCCUCCCUUUCACUAGUGGCCCCACUGACACAUGUAGGUGACUUUCCAACUGUCAAGUGCCCUUUGUUCUCCCUCAUUUUUGCUUGCACAUGUUCUCUUCAGGAGGGAAGCGUAGAGUGUAGCCACCUCCGUCCCCCUCCCAGAAUGUAGUAUCAGAGAAGGCUCCAACCCUAAUGGGUCUCUUCCCUUCCCUAAUUGGGCAGGGGGUGCCUCCUUUGUGUGGUGAAGCAGCUCUGCCAUCAGCCCAUCCCAGAUGCAUUUUGCACAGCAAUAACUUGGCUGGUACCCUCUGGCAAAGGGACUCCCCCAGUUGGGGCUUGGGUAUAUUUGGCUUUGUAUGCUUGUGGGGUUGCAGAAUUCUGUUGAGCAUCCUUUCCAGCACACAUCUUUGUGGAACUUUGCCCCUCCCUCCUCCUCUCUUGAGUGCCAGGACCAUAGCUGCCAUCAGGGUAGACAUGUAGCUAUCCCCUGGGGGUUGAUGUGAGAGUUGGAAGAUGUUGACCACUGCUGAGGGUAGAUGGAGAGCUCAGGGUGGCACAAGUAGAAGAGCGCUGUCUCUGACGGGGACUGGAGCCUCCAGGAAGGAGAGACCAGCACAGAGCUGUGUAACAGCUAAAGGGGACAUGAGGGUUGAGAGCCGUCCUUCCCGUGUGCUUGUUAUACUUUGCUAUCCAAGAAACCCCUCACGUGUCUGUGGAAGCAGAGCCUCUGCAACAAGCUGAUGGAGGGUCACAGGCAGCAGGGACCUGCCUGAAGAGGUUUGGCUACAAUCUGGAGUCCUUCCAUCCAGACCUCGCUGCUGUUGCUGCUGCUGCUGCUUUGUGCCACGGGCUCCACUGAGAGCCAGCAGGGCUGUGAUGGACGAGUGCCGGAGCCUAGCCCAGACCUGACUGUACACUUCCAAGAGGAAGAACUGACAUGAAAUGUAUAUUUAAAUUUUUUUAAACUGCAGAUGUUGUACAUCCAAAUUAAAGGAAUAAUUAAACCA
Jaculus jaculus (lesser Egyptian jerboa) is the source of this 13459-nucleotide messenger RNA. RefSeq names its product huntingtin (gene Htt). Gene Ontology annotation, cellular component: nucleus; cytoplasm. Lineage: Eukaryota; Metazoa; Chordata; Mammalia; Rodentia; Dipodidae. The record is from RefSeq and is a predicted model, not a curated record. Gene Ontology annotation, biological process: microtubule-based transport. The transcript is spliced from 68 exons. The coding region runs from base 144 to 9626 and encodes 3160 amino acids.